Messenger RNA from Lytechinus pictus (painted urchin), 8538 nucleotides. Its product is annotated as NBAS subunit of NRZ tethering complex-like. The record is from RefSeq and is a predicted model, not a curated record. Gene Ontology annotation, biological process: retrograde vesicle-mediated transport, Golgi to endoplasmic reticulum. Lineage: Eukaryota; Metazoa; Echinodermata; Echinoidea; Temnopleuroida; Toxopneustidae. The transcript is spliced from 58 exons. Bases 81 to 7397 code for a protein of 2438 amino acids. Gene Ontology annotation, molecular function: SNARE binding. Gene Ontology annotation, cellular component: Dsl1/NZR complex.
AUAUCUUCAUUAGUGAAACAGACCCACAUAUUCGAUUUCACGUAUACCGGCCGUAAGCUAUGAUGACGUGACGUGUUGAAAUGGCGUCUGCUGAUGAGGUGACACAGAAUCAAGGACAGGAGGAAGAGGAAACAAUCUUAUACGAUCUUUUCUUUCCGUAUGAAUGGUCUCAAGAAUCAGAACCAUUGACAAGUGUUAUUGCAGAGAAACCCAGGGGCUCUCUCGUUGGAAAGGUAUCUUCUGCAACCGCAAGAUCUUUGUGGACUUUUGUGAGAAGCACAGGAAUCCCUCUUGGGUCAUCUUCAACAUGCUCUCUACCGGCAACUCUUAUCAGACUUGUGAACUCUCAGAUCAGCUGGCAUAUAGCUACAGCAAGUGAUGGCAACCUUGUGGCAGUUCUGCAGGAUACCUGUAUUGAAGUCAGAUCAUCCAGGGAUAACUUCCAGUCAUGUGUCUGCAAGUGCCAAGUUCCCAAAGACUCUCACCCACAAUGGAGACAGGUAUCAUGGAGUCCAGACUGGUCCUUGGUGGCUUGUUCAGACAGUAGGGGUAACAUCAGAACUUUUGAUCUCUUUGGAACACUGCUCUUCACAAUAGAACGGUCCAAACCCCAACCUCCUGACAGCCCUGUAGAUUUCAGUUGUGCCGUGGCUUCUCUUCUGUUUACAGACUACAAACAGACAGCUCAGUGGUCUGCUGAGCUUCUUGUGAUCAACUAUCAUGGUAGCUUAGACUCUUAUCUAGUGAGUUCAUCUGGAGAAUACCAAUACAACCACACCUUCCAGUUCGGCAGCCACUACCCACAAGGCAUCAGCUGCGCGACGUACGAUGCCAAGCAUUCCUUGCUCUUCAUAGGGGGCGCAUCGCAGGACGACGCCCCUGACACGCCCACCUCAGCCAGCUCUCUGGGUCUAACUGCAUGGAGAGUGCUGUCCAUUCCUCCUUAUUACAAAUUAGUGGAGGACUAUGAUUCAGAAUAUGGGAAGGUUGGAGCAUCCAGAAAGCUGUUUCGUAGAAUGACCACAGUUAAUAAUAUCUUCAUGAGGUCACAAAAACAGGAUGGUAUCUAUAGGAUGUGCCUGUCCCCUAAAGGCAGCUGUCUUGUGACGGCACACCAGUCUGGUCUGUUGUGUCUGUGGGAUGUUCCAUCUCUCAGAAGAAAGCGAGCUUGGCCUCUCGAAGACCAGCCUGGUUUUAACGAGACUAAUCCCAACAUCCUGGUACCAAUGAGGAAGAAAGCUAACGAUGGGGCAUCAUUCUCAAAUCUCUUGAUUGACAUUAAUUUCUGGUCUGAAGAGGCUAUAAUCUUGGCCAGAUGUUCAGGAGCGGUAGCUGUAUGCUCUGUUGCCAAUUUGAGUAAUCUUCUUGGGACAUCAUGUGAAUGGUUGGCACCUGCCCCGAGGGUGACACUUGCCUCUGAAAAAGGGUUCAUGGCAUUAGAUUGUGAGAGUAGAUCAGUUCCUAUGAAGAGGCCGAGGAGUCCUACCGAUGGGGAGAGAGAUGGUGAUACCAGUUCUAUGAUAGAAGGAACUGACGAUGAAGAGGAUGAUGACGACGAUGACGAAGAUGCACCGCUCCUUACAAAGACUGCCAAGUACAUGAAAGAGGUGAUGUACUAUGUGACGGAGAGUGAAAGAUUCCAACCUCCACGGAAAAAACCAAGAGUGACUCAUAGAACAUACUGCCUCCUGAGUAUCCAGAAAACCACACCAGAUGAAUUGUUCCUCAGAAAGAUCCAAAAUGAGGAAUACGGCGAGGCGUUAGCCCUGUCCCAGCGGUUUGGUCUAGAUUCAGACCUAGUCUACCAGACACAGUGGAGGAAAAGCAGAGUUUCACUGGCCUCAAUUCAAGACUACUUGAGUAAGAUCACCAAACGUUCUUGGGUUCUUCAUGAGUGUCUGGAUCGCAUCCCGGAUGACAUCGAUGCUGCCAGGGAGCUCCUCCUAUACGGCCUCAGAGGAACGGACCUUCAAGCCCUCAUCUCUAUUGGCAACCAGGAAGACAAAGGGAGGUUCAUUUUGUGCUCUGAUGAUGAUAUUGAGUUGGAAAGGCCCUUUGAUCACUAUCGUCAUGGCGAUGAUGAUGAUGAUGAUGACGAAGAUGAAGAAACUGAGGAAGAGCUCUUUGAGAGGAAAAAGAAAGAGAAGAGAGAUAAGCUCCUGGCCCAGGUUGAUUUUUCAAAGCUGACUCUUGAACAAAGAGAACUGUGUCGCUGCAGAACGAGACUGCUUGGAUACUUGGACAGACUGAAAACUUAUGAGGAGAUUCUCGGAGGAGGGGAAUCGGCAUUGAGAGCGUACAACGAGAAGGACUUUGAGAAAUUCAGAUCUGAGAACAUUGUAGAGGCAGCAGUCAGAAUGGCAAGGGAUUCUGAUUGGAAGGCUCUAGAGAUCAUGUUCACCUACCACGGCAAGGAUGUCUUGCCUCAUUGGUUGAUGAUUCUCAAUAACUUCCCGGAGACCACGCCCCCUACUGAAUACAAGACGCUGCUCCCAGAAGCCAGUUAUGAGUCGGAGCCAGAGGUCUACUCUUGGGACCAGGACCAACACAGGGACCAGGACUGGUGUGAGGGUCCAGACUGUCAGAGGGUCAUCAACCCAACCCAGCUAGACUAUGGGGCGUUCCUCUAUGAGGAUAGUCCAGAGCUGAGCAAAUUCAGAUGUGAGGCAAUGUCCAAAAAGUUGUUGACUGAUUGGGUGAUUCACAGAGCAAUGGUCAUUGAAGAUGAAUCCCGACAGGUUGACAAUGCUCUAUCAUUGGUCAGACUCGCCAUGGAAAGAAAUAUACCGGAAUUGGAGAGUCUCCAUCAUGACCUUUUGACCUUGGAAGUGUUAUCUUAUGAGUGUCAGACUGACCCAGACUUGACCCUGGCUUCCUUGAAAAAACUGACCAAUCAUCAGAUCAUCAAGCUCAUGGUGUCAAAGUCGCCUUGCGAGACGUAUGUGAAGGAUGUGAAACGGUGGGUGGUUCCAUUUCUGCAGAGGUGUGAAGAAGAUUCACCGGGAGCCAGAAUAUCCCUCACAGAGCAGUUCAUGCUAUCGUUGGCAAAGGAGGAUCUAUACAAGUGCCAACUCAUUUUGGAAAACAGUAAACACACAUCUCCAGAGCCAAUCAUAAGAAAGAAGAGUGAUCUCUUGUCUUUAGCUCAGCGAUGUAUCUAUGCUUGUGAGAAAGAUAACCAGCUGGAUGUCGCCAGGAAGAUCCUCAAGAUUUUACCAAAGCAAAGCUUAGGAGUUGUUGGGGAGGACCUCUCAGCCCUCUACCAUGACCUUGAGGAGCUUGAAGGUCAUCUACAGGCUGUAGAGAUCCUCGCCAACCAUGGGGUUGCCAUGACAACUCAAGUUGUUAAAGACACCCAGAGUGAUGAAGAUGCUGCUUCUAAACUCAUGGUUAGACUCGCUAGACAGGCUGCUAGAGGGAAACCACCAAAGAAGGAAUGGGAAUGGAACAAGCUUGGGAAGGAUAUGCAAGAACUGAGACGCAUCGUCUACACGUGUUUGACUGCUACACAGUGUCAAGAGAUCUUCACUGAGAGCCUUCUUGGUUCUGGAUCCAUCGUCAACAUCCGUCUCGCCGGGGAGAAACUGACCAAGACCAGACCGGAGAGUUCUACCCUGGCCAGACCAUCGGUCAAGGCAUCCUCUCUGAUCCCAUACGAGAGAUCCAUAGACCUAGUCCUAUCAGCUGCAAGGGAAUACUUCAAUUCAUCAGCCAAUCUACUGGAUACUACCAUGGAACUAGCAAGGUCUUGUCUUCAGCUGAUCACAGACUGUCCUUCAAGGAUCCAGGAUGAGCUAGACCUGAUUACAUCACUGGCUCUCCUAGAUGAUUUCUCAACAUCCAUUCUUCCUCUACAAGUGAGACUUUGUGAAGACAGACUAGAAUUGGUUGAAAAGGUGAUAACAUCAUCCAAAUCUUCCUGCACCAAUUCAGAAAAGCUCCUUCGUCUUGCCAAGCUGUUGCGUGUAUGUGGUGAUAAUGAGAAGGAGAGACAGGGAAAAGUCCUGGUUCUUGUUAGCAGAGCAGCUUUACAGGGUAAUGACUACAAGACUGCAUGGAAUGUGAACAAACGUCUUGUAUCUGAUGGCUAUGGUCCUGCAUGGGAAGUGUGUAGAGAUCUUGCUCUAAAGGAUGACUUCGAUGACCUUCAAGCUCGACGUGAGCUACUAGCCUUUGCUUCAGCUUACUGUGUACCCGAAGCUCUGGUUGCUAUUCUUGAAGCCAGGAAUAUCCUCCUUGCUCAGAUCUUAUAUAGUAAAUUGCCUGUGGAAAUGGAAGACGGCCAGAAAGGAAGGGAUAACGAGGAAGAAGUUGCUAUGGAAACACAUGACAACCUAACAGAAGAAACAACAGAGAUGGAAGAUGAAGGGAUAGAGAAUGACAUAGAGAAAGACACUCCAUCGACGUCCACCCAAAUCGUGACCAGAAGAACCCGACAGAUCCUUGCUUCCACCGGUGCUGCAACUUCUGCGGUACUCGCCAGCACAGGAGCUGCCACCUCCGCCGUCCUCGCUACCACCGGAGCCGCCACCUCCGCCGUCCUCGCCACCACCGGUGCCACAACCAAGGCUGUCCUUGCCAGUGUGAGUGACGCCCAGUGGUGGGUGGGGACCAUGCAGUUCCUGAGGCCCCUAGGGAGGGGUAUGGCAGGGGAUAGUCAGGGGGAUACAGACCAGGAUGACGUGGAGCGGUGUGGAAUCGAGAGGAGGGUGUGUCCUGCCUUUUAUGAGACCUGCUUCAAAGAGCCGACCAUCAGCAAGGGUGACCCUAAUUAUGUGAACUACCAGUGGUCAACAAGUGAAACAUCACACCGGUCUCUCAAUGAAGCACUGCUGAGAGCCAUGCAGCUAAGGAGUUUGACCAAAGAUGACCAAUCCAUGUCAGAACAUGCUACUCAUGUGUUACUACAGCUUGCGAUGGAUGCUUUCAAGUCAGAUGUGAAUCUAGCGUUGGCUUACCUUCUUGCCCUUCCAAAUCCUCUUGAUGCAGACCAAUGCUUUGAGAAGAUCCCCCACUCGGCCCUCUCCCUCCAGCUGGCUGCCUACUACUUUGCCCUCCAAGCCACCACUCGUCUCCAGCCCGUCAAACAGGCCAAGAAGAGACCCCCAAUCUAUGAGACCAUCCCUCCCCAGCUCAUUCAGAAGGUCCUGAAGUUGGCCGAUACCAAAAAGGCGGCUGGGUGGGCCGAUGACGUUUCUGCGUUGGUGGGAAGGCUCAAGCACUAUGAUGAGCUCCUUGCUGAUCUUCUGCAGGCACAGAGUCUCCAAGCUCUUGGAAGGGGAGUGGAUGUGGUACGGUUUACCAGGGACAAUGAAUAUAAACAGGAAACAAUCCUCGGCUUAGCAAUGAGUCUUGAGGAUGAUGUGUAUAACUUGUCUGUAUCCCUAGCUCAGAGGUAUCAUCUGUCAAUGUGGGAAGUUCUAAUGGCUCAUCUAGAGUUCCUUUUCUCAGAGAGUGGUCUCUCAACCACUGCCAUCGAGGCUCGAAGCCACCAGCUGGAUCUAAUCGCCACUCUACUUGAAAGACCAGAGGACUUCUGCGAGAGGAUGGAGACGUGCAUAUACCCGACCAUAGAGGGCUCCGAUCAUCAGCGUCUCAUCUACUACUUCACGUUGUUGCAGAAGAGCGGCACAGAGGUCAAAGGUCAGGUCAUAACCCCUGACAUGCAUGUCAAGCUUCUAAAGAAGAUCAAGGCCGCUGCUUCGAGUCUUGACUACAGACGUCUAAUGGAUGGUGUAUCUGAUCCCAUCAAUGUCAUCUCACCCUCUCUCAUCUCAUCCAAUGUACAUGUUCUUGCCAAACUAGCACCAAAAAUACCAACAAAGAAUGGUGGGAGUUUGACACCAUCUCAAGUCUUCCUUGCAUUCAUCGUGAAAAUGUUUUGGGACGGUGAUCAGAAUCAUAAGAAAGCACCAGAAACCACUGCUGAGUGGCAGCAUCGGUAUGAAGCCUGCGGAGAGUUCUUUGGUAGACUCACCAUCACCGACUUCCAGGAUUUCAUCAAGAGAAUCGUCUUCACUCAGAAAUCAUUGGACAAGCUCUCAAUUGAGUGCAGGCAGAACUUGGUGAGUCGUGCCAUCAAGUUUGCCAAACAGCAAGGAUCAGGCAAGCAGAAGUUUGCUGGGGAGACCAGUGAAAACAUUAUGGAAUCUACCAUCCAAACAUUACAGCUGUACCAAAAGCAUCUGCAGACUCUCAACACAGAGGGCGUGCUUCAAAUCAAGCAAUUUGAUCAGGACAACUCAACAAAAUUUUAUGAGAAGUAUGACAUGUCGAGAGGUCAGCCAGAGGUCAUGAAGACGGUCUUCGCAUCCCUGAUCUGUGCCGGAGCACCAGUCUCACUGUUAGACCAGGCCCUUAAUGGGUCUACGAUUACAAAAUGGAAUGUGCUUUCAGUUAUCAGAGAUGCUAUAAGGAGGAUAUUAACAGCUAUCAAGAGUGGAGAUGGGUUAGAAGAUAUUGAUGCGGAUGGGAGACCCAUUGACUGCUUGAAGAAAGUUACCCAAGAAGUCCAGAAACACACACAAGGAGGAGGUACAUUAGUGACUGCAAAUCACAUCUUAGAUGAGUUACGGCCUUUUUGCAGUGACAUGUCAGUAGCAGUAGAGCCUAGAGUUGAAAUACUACAGCUGCUGGAAGAGACAUUCCCAUUGAGUGCAGAAGACACUCAGUUACUCUUGUUCUACAGAACACAAGCUAUCGUCAGUGGUGCCUGGAUGGAUGUACAGGUAACUGAAGAGGAUGUAGUCUCCGAAUCCAGUCGUCUUGAACUAUUCAAGUCUCUCCUCUCAAGGAGUGCUUCUAUUGACCAGCUGGUGGCCCUCACUAAUCUUCUUCAACAAUGGCCUGUAUUGGAGACUAACUUUAGCUCACCAUCUGAGGAACCGUGGGUGCAAGUUAUUUCUAAGAUGACAAGCUAUUCAGAGUUCAAAGGUCAAUUGGUCGUUGACCUCAUGAGAGAACAACAAAGGAUGAAUCCACUUUCAUCUCAGUGCAUCAGUGCAAUCUACGAUAACCUAGUGGAGACGGGACACCAUCUAGCCUCUAUCAAAAUAGUACUCAUCACCCAACAAAGUGAUCUUUACAAACAUAUCCUUGACUACAUGAAAGUACCUGAGCAAUUUUCGGAGGAUUCCUUUGACGAAGAGCUCCUCCAACUCUUCAUCACCCGAUCCUUUGCUCGCCAAGUCGUCGAAACGCCUUACUAUCCGCCAUUAGCGGACUUCCUGCUCAGUUCCUGUCAGAGGUCAGAGGUCACAGAGAUUGCCAGGCAACUGAAAGAUGCAGGCCGGGAGCCGGAGGCAGCAUCACUGUUGCUACGGCAACGCACGACCCAUCCAGUGUUAGGGACAUUGGAUACUGCCCUGGCAGCUGUGAGGUAUUGGUUUAAAAAAUAAAAUUCAACAUUUAUUUCCCCAUGAAAGAUUUAUGUGCAUGAUAAUGCAUAAGACAAUCAUAUCAAUUAUAUAGUAUACAUGUAUAUCUUCUUGAACUGUAAUUGUAUUGUCACAGAAUUGAUAGCAAAGAUUGAGUGACACCUGGGGCCCAUUUCACAUAGACUUGUUAUGAUAACAAAUGCGCAAUUUCUAUGACAAGUUCACUAUCAACCAAUCAAAUCAAAUCAUUUCAGUAGCUUAAAACUGUUAUUGCAUAUUUGUUAUUGCUGAAGUUUUAAUGAAAUCAGGCCCUGGAUAGUUGGAAAAUUUUCAUUACACAAUCAAGAAGUAAGGUGACUCACAGUCAAUUCUUUUGGACCACAGAAAUCUGUUUAACUUUGCUGAUAUUCAGCCUAGAAGAUGUAAAGGACACGUGUUUUUCAUGUUGUAGUCUGAAAAAAUAUAAAUGAUUCAACGUUGGGAAAUGUUUGAAGUAUGGAAGGUCAAUGAAUGCAAACUGACCUGUAUUUUACACAAUGAAGGAAAUUGGAGAAAACAUAUGCCUACUGCAUUGUUGUGGGCCUCUUAUGAUGUCAACUCCUGUGAUCAACAGACAGUCCUGGUGGGUGUUUCAUAAAGCUGUUCGUAAGUUAAGAGCGACUUUAAGAAUGACUGGUGAACAUUUCUUACGCGCUAUUACCAAUGAACAUAUCAUUUGCCACAAGAAAGGAUCACCAGUCAUUCUUAAAGUCGCUCAGGUUUCACGAACAGCUUUGUGAAAUAGCCCCCAGUUGUCUCAGCCCGUCAAUUGGCUACUAUGUCUGGCCAAUCACAGCAGUCAAAGUCAUUUACCUUUAUUUCAAGAUUGGGUUUAGAAAAAUAGCUCUUAAGAUCAAGUGCUAUCAUGGAAAGAGUUCUUACAAGCUAUAUUAAAUUUGAUAUAGCGCCUUUUUUUCGGUGCACACACACUACAAGAAUCUUUUAAUUUCUGUUUAAAUGCAGUCUUUGUACAUUUAUGCUGGAAUUAAUUUAUUGUGGAAUAAGAAUUAUGUAAUUGGAUAAUGAAUUUCAGUGCUUGAUUUAUUCAUCUCUCUAUUUCUUUCAUGUACAAGUAGUUUUGUUUGUCAUGCAUCAUGUAUUUAAAAGACAGUACCAUUACUUG